Molecule: messenger RNA, 1536 nt
Organism: Alternaria atra
Lineage: Eukaryota; Fungi; Ascomycota; Dothideomycetes; Pleosporales; Pleosporaceae
Exons: 2
Coding region: 1-1536 (511 amino acids)
Source: RefSeq, a predicted model, not a curated record
AUGGAUUCCUACGCAACGCAGCACCAACAGUCGCAGGACUCACUGAUCCCCACCACCGAGAAUGCGCAUCCUGAAACACCGCCCAAGCUUUGUUCUUCAUCGCCUGCUGAGUCGGCAGCACUCGCCAUGUCAAAACUCGCGUCCCCAGACAAUGUCAAGUUUACCUCCCCCGCACCCCGAACUACUACAUCUAUGACCCCUCCGCCCUCUUCUCAAAUUCCCAAUACUCGUGCUGCAAUGAGGACGCCUAGUCCUCCAACCCCACAGCUCACAUCUCCCCCACCAACCAGCAAGCUACCCAACCAACCGUCUGCUUUGACAGACAUGGGUGCAGGCCUCUACCCGCAGGAUCAGGUCAACAGCGCCUCUGCUGAGGAGCUAAGGUCUAUGGUGAAUAGUCUAUCUAAUGCGCUACGCGACAUGCGACUCUCCGCAGCGCACUACAAGCUUCAACACAACAUGGCUGUCAUGGAGAGUCAAGAAUCUGCAAGCCGAAUGGCUGUCGAGCUUGCCAUGGCUCAGAGAGAGCUAGACGUUUUGCAGCAAGCUGAAGAGAAGCGCCGGAACAACAUGGUCACCCCAGAGCAGACGUAUCAAGAGUCGGCAAAUGCAGCCAACACGGUCAUGCUAUCAGAGAUGGGCCGCCAGAACCAGAUGCUGCAGAGCGAGAACGAGGAGCUUCGUGACAUGCUUGAGCAGCAGAAACGUUUGACAGAGCAUCGAGAAGGCGAGCUUGCUAGCCUCCUAGAUGAAAACGACCGACUGAAGACGAGGAUUCGCAAGAACCGCGAUCACAUUGCACCUCUUCUUGAGCAGAUUGAGCAAUCCUCACCACGGUCGAAUUACGGAACCCCACAUCAGCCAACUCCCAGGAAUCGCGUCCAUCAAGUGCCACCUUCCCUCUCUGAGGAAAGCAGAAGCCAGAACAACUUCGAAGCUCUUCUCCUGGCUGACAAGAUGCUGAGCCAAGAGGUUGCUACUGCUCCCACAACGCCUAUCAGGCAACACAUACCCAAAUCACGCUUCAGUCACCAACGAGGCGCACAGUCCAUGUCUUCGCUGCCACAAACACCAAACCGAAGAGCUGCGUACCCGCGCGCUGAGGUACCCCGCACACCGCCACUUUUCGUUCCAACCAGUAUUCCCCAAUCAGCACCACCAGCGCACUACCAGGCCAAAUUAUCCAACACACGUCGUCAAAGCAGCAACUCGACCAUCACCGCAUCCAGCGCCGAUGAAGAAGAGGCGUUUACCGACCGGGAAGAAGAUGAAGUGCCCGAGUCCCAAGCCAGUCAAAUGGCGAGAAGUCUCCUACAAAGAGCACCACCCACUAAAGGCAUGAUGUCUGCCCCACCGCCAGCCCAGCCAACAAACCUCGUGCAAAGCAAAAUCUUCGGCCAAGUCAAGAAAGGCUCUGGCCUAACCCGUGCCGGCGAACUAAAGCGAGGCCGCAUGCCCUCGACAGCGGAUCUCCGCACUCAAACAAGUCCGCCGAAACGCGGACGGCUCGAUCAAGGUGGUUAUCAAGCUUAUUAA